AUCAAYUCAUGUAUGAUGGCGAGAUGGCACAAGACAGAGAAGAAGAGCGGUGUGGCUAUAUACAAUUUCAAAGGUACGGGGGUAUCACAGCUACCUCUCCAGAUUGGUGAUGUGGUCCAUAUCUUGGAGUCCUGCGAAGAUUGGUACAGGGGUUAUCUAGUAAGACACAAAGGACUGGAGGGAAUAUUUCCUAAAUCUUUUAUCCACAUCAAGGACAUUACUGUGGAAAAGAAAAGACAUACAGAAAAUAUAAUACCUGCUGAAAUCCCCUUAGUACAAGAAGUUACCACUACCCUUUGGGAAUGGGGCAGCAUCUGGAAACAGCUCUAUGUGGCAAAUAAGAAUGAGCGGUUCCAGCAGGUACAGUCUAUGAUGUGUGACUUAAUGGAGUGGAGGUCACAACUUCUGUCUGGGACUCUGCCAAAAGAUGAGCUGAAGGAACUCAAGCAGAAAGUCACUUCCCGAAUUGACUAUGGUAACAAGAUACUUGAGCUAGACUUGAUAGUUAGAGAUGAAGAUGGGAAUAUCUUGGAUCCAGAUAAAACGAGUGUCAUCAGCCUAUUUCAUGCACAUGAAGAAGCAACUAAUAAAAUCACUGAGCGGAUUAAGGAGGAAAUGUCAAAAGAUCAACCAGAUUAUGCCUCGUACUCGCGAAUGUCUUCGUCCCCCACGUACAGUUUGUAUGUAUUUGUGCGGAAUUUUGUUUGCCGAAUUGGGGAGGAUGCAGAGCUCUUUAUGUCACUCUAUGACCCACAGAAACUAACAAUUAUAAGUGAGAACUACUUGGUGAGAUGGGGGAGCAGAGGUUUUCCAAAGGAAAUCGACAUGCUCAACAAUCUGAAAGUAGUGUUCACAGAUCUUGGAAAUAAAGACCUUAGCAGAGAUAAAGUUUAUUUAGUUUGCCAAAUAGUCCGAGUUGGGCGGAUGGAUCUCAAAGACAGCAACUCCAAAAAAUGCACGCAAGGACUGAGACGGCCUUUUGGGGUGGCAGUUAUGGAUAUCACAGAUAUCAUAAAAGGCAAAUCUGAAAGCGAUGAAGAAAAGCAGCAUUUCAUUCCCUUUCACCCAGUAGUGGCAGAGAACGACUUCUUACAUAGUCUCCUAAGCAAAGUCACAGCAUCAAAAGGAGACAGUGGUGGACAAGGUCUCUGGGUAACUGUGAAAAUGCUUGUUGGGAAUGUGACUCAAACUAGGAAGGACUAUCCCCACCUUGUAGAUAGAGCCACAGCUGUUGCUAGAAAGCUGGGAUUUCCAGAAAUAAUCAUGCCAGGAGAUAUAAGAAAUGACAUUUACAUUACAUUGCUAUCUGGAGAUUUUGAUAAAUACAAUAAAACAACUCAGAGAAAUGUAGAAGUGAUAAUGUGUGUUUGUGAUGAAGAUGGAAAAGUGAUACCAAGUGCCGUUUGCUUGGGAGCCGGGGACAAGCCUGUGAGCGAGUAUCGAUCAGUUCUUUAUUACCAGGUUAAGCAGCCCCGCUGGAUGGAAACACUAAAGGUAGCAGUCCCAAUUGAAGACAUGCAGAGGAUACAUUUGCGUUUCAUGUUCAGGCACAGGUCAUCUCAAGAAUCUAAAGAUAAGGGAGAAAAGAAUUUUGCAAUGGCUUACAUAAGGUUGAUGAAAGAAGAUGGAACAACUCUUCAAGAUGGCAUCCAUGAUUUGUUAGUCCUGAAGGGUGAUAGUAAAAAAAUGGAAGAUGCCAGUGCUUAUUUGACAUUACCUUCCACACGUCAGCACUCAGAAAGUAAAGGAGCAACUAUAGGCAGGAACUCGAGUAUUGUAGGUGGGCUUUCAGUAAGCUCACGAGAUGCGUUUUUUAUUUCAAGUCUUGUUUGUUCUACAAAGUUAACUCAAAAUGUGGGCCUACUAGGUCUUCUGAAGUGGCGUAUGAAGCCAGAGCUGCUACAGGAAAACUUGGAAAAAUUGAAGAUUGUGGAUGGAGAGGAGGUUGUGAAGUUUCUCCAAGAUACACUGGAUGCACUGUUUAACAUCAUGAUGGAACAUUCCCACAGUAAUGAGUAUGACAUCCUUGUCUUUGAUGCACUGAUAUAUAUAAUAGGACUCAUUGCAGACCGCAAAUUUCAACAUUUCAACACUGUUUUGGAAGCAUAUAUCCAACAGCAUUUUAGUGCAACUUUGGCAUACAAGAAAUUAAUGACAGUUCUGAAAACUUACUUGGAUACUUCUAGCCGAGGAGAGCAAUGUGAACCAAUCCUGAGAACUCUCAAAGCUCUGGAAUAUGUUUUCAAAUUCAUUGUUAGGUCAAGGAAAUUAUUUUCACAGUUAUAUGAAGGCAAAGAGCAAACCGAAUUUGAGGAAUCUAUGAGGAGACUCUUUGAAUCUAUCAACAACCUGAUGAAAAGUCAGCAUAAAACAGCCAUUUUGCUGCAGGUUGCUGCCUUGAAGUACAUACCAUCCGUUCUUCAUGAUGUUGAAACUGUCUUUGAUGCCAAGCUGCUGAGCCAACUGCUGUAUGAAUUUUACACUUGCAUUCCACCUGUGAAACUACAGAAGCAGAAGGUGCAGUCCAUGAAGGAAAUAGUACGCAGCAACCUUUUCAAAAAACAAGAAUGCAGGGACAUUCUGCUUCCUGUGAUUACUAAAGAGCUGAAGGACUUACUGGAACAAAAAGAUGAUCAGCAGCUCCAGGUCCAAGAGAAGAAGUACUGUGUUGAAUUACUCAAUAGCAUCCUAGAGGUUCUGAGCUGUCAAGACCCUGCAUCAACUUAUCACCAUAUUCAAGAAAUAAUGGUACAGUUGUUGCGCACAGUCAAUAGAACUGUUAUUACGAUGAGACGAGAUGACACCUUAAUUAGUCAUUUUGUGGCCUGCAUGACCGCGAUCUUAAGUCAGAUGAACAACCAACAUUACUCAGUUUAUAUUGAAACUUUUCAGACAAGUUCCGAACUAGUGGACUUCUUGAUGGAAACUUUUAUAAUGUUCAAAGAUCUCAUUGGAAAGAAUGUUUAUCCUGCAGACUGGAUGGCAAUGAGCAUGGUGCAGAACAGGGUGUUUUUGAGAGCCAUCAACAAAUUUGCAGAGACAAUGAACCAGAAGUUUCUGGAGAAUAUGAAUUUUGAAGUCCAACUGUGGAACAACUAUUUUCAUUUGGCUGUGGCUUUUAUUACUCAAGAUUCACUCCAGCUAGAAAAUUUUUCCCAUGCAAAAUACAACAAAAUCCAAAAUAAAUAUGGUGAUAUGAGACGUUUAAUUGGCUUUGCUAUCCGUGACAUGUGGUACAAACUCGGAAAUAAUAAGAUCUGUUUUAUUCCGGGAAUGGUCGGGCCCAUCUUGGAAAUGACUCUUAUUCCGGAAGGUGAACUACGAAAAGCCACAAUCCCCAUCUUCUUUGACAUGAUGCUAUGUGAAUAUCAAAGGACAGGAGAAUUCAAAAAGUUUGAAAAUGAAAUAAUUUUGAAGUUGGACCAUGAGGUGGAAGGAGGACGUGGAGAUGAACAAUAUAUGCAGUUGUUUGAGUCGAUUCUCAUGGAGUGUGCCUCUCAGUAUCCGGACAUUUGUAACUCGGUUGAAAGUUUUGUCAACCUGGUUAAAGGGCUCUUGGCGAAGCUGCUGGAUUACCGGGCUGUGAUGAGUGACGAGAGCAAGGACAACCGCAUGAGCUGCACCGUGAACCUCCUGAAUUUCUACAAAGACAUUAACCGUGAAGGGAUGUAUAUCAGGUAUUUGUAUAAAUUGCGAGAUCUUCAUUUAGAUUGUGAGAAUUACACGGAGGCUGCAUAUACUCUUCUGCUCCAUACGUGGCUCUUGAAGUGGUCAGAUGAGCAGUGUGCACCCCAAGUCAUGUCAACAGAGUUCCAGUGUUCGCAGACUCACCGACACUUGAAAGAGAAUUUGUACGAGAAGAUUAUAGAAUACUUCGACAAGGGCAAGAUGUGGGAAGAAGCCAUAUCUUUAUGUAAAGAACUUGCAGAACAGUAUGAAAAGGAAGUUUUUGACUAUGAACUUUUAAGCCAAAACCUGAUUCAACAAGCCAAGUUCUAUGAAAACAUCAUGAAAAUUCUAAGGCCUAAACCAGAUUAUUUUGCUGUUGGGUAUUAUGGCCAAGGAUUCCCCACAUUUCUAAGGAACAAAGUAUUCAUCUACCGUGGGAAGGAGUAUGAGAGGAGAGAGGAUUUCCAGGCACAGCUGAUGAGUCAGUUUCCCAACGUAGAGGAGAUGACCACGACCUCGGCGCCUGGAGAGGAGGUGAAGAACUCUCCUGGCCAGUACAUUCAGUGUUUUACAGUGCAGCCAGUCCUGGAGGAGCAACCUAGAUUCAAAAAUAAGGCAGUACCYGAUCAAAUUAUUAAUUUUUAUAAGUCCAACAAUGUGCAGCGCUUCCACUAUUCAAGACCAGUCAGAAAAGGAUCUGUUGACCCUGAAAAUGAAUUUGCUUCUAUGUGGAUUGAGAGAACAUCAUUUGUUACGGCAUACAAACUUCCAGGAAUUUUACGAUGGUUUGAGGUUGUCUCCAUGUCUCAGACUACAAUUAGUCCUUUAGAGAAUGCUAUUGAGACUAUGUCCAUGACAAAUGAAAAGAUUUUGAUGAUGAUCAACCAGUACCAGAGUGAUGAAAACCUUCCUAUUAAUCCACUCUCCAUGCUUCUGAAUGGAAUUGUUGAUCCAGCUGUUAUGGGAGGCUUUGCUAAGUAUGAGAAGGCUUUCUUUACAGAUGAAUAUAUCCGAGACCAUCCAGAGGAUCAAGAAAAGCUGAACAGACUCAAAGAUCUAAUUGCUUGGCAGAUACCUUUCCUCGGGGCUGGAAUUAAAAUUCAUGAAAGAAGAGUUUCUGAUAACCUUCGUCCUUUCCACGACCGAAUGGAGGAAUGUUUCAAGCACUUAAAAGUUAAAGUGGAAAAACAAUACGGAACCAGAGAAUUGCCAGAUUUCGAUGACAAGAGAGUAGGACGGCCAAGAUCAAUGCUGAGAUCCUAUCGCCAGUUGUCGGUUAUUUCACUGGCUUCCAUGAAUUCAGACUGCAGUACUCCAAACAAAAUUGCUUCAGAAAGCUUUGAACUGGAAGCAGUGCUAUCAAAGCCAGUAAAAUCAGAAUCAGAGGAGAAUACUUUGCCAAGUAACCCUCACCCUGAGGUAAAAAUGAGAAGGUCCAAAAAAAGAACAAAAAGAAGCAGCGUGGUGUUUGCUGAUGAGAAAACGGUACCCGAUAUUUCCAACUCUGACGUGAAAAGUUUGUCACGGAAAUACGAGUUCAUGAGUGACACCAAUCUCUCGGAGCAUGUAGCAGCCCCUCAGAAAACAUCUGUCCUCAAACAAAUGAGCUUUGUCAGUCGCUCCAUGCCUACUAUCACAGGAUUAACUAUGUCAGUGAGCCCUGCGGCGCCCGAUGAAACGAUUGCGUCACACAGGCUCAGUCAGCCUGUGUUCCCUUCCACCUCAGAUGGUGACAAGAAAAAUAUGAAAAAAAAGAAAGUGAACCAGCUAUUUAAAACAAUGCGCAUUUCCAAAGUUCUGGAAGACGGAAAGCACUCUUCUCUGGAGCACCAUUUCAAAUCUUCUACGGAUCUGUGAAUGUCCAAAACCAUUUGCAACCAAAAAUAAUSACAUAAAUCUAUAUCUAUAUCUCCUUUUUUUAUAUGACUGUCUACUGUAGAGAAAAGCACUGAUACUGUAGAUAGCUAGUAGAGAAUACAAACGACUGUAUUCAUGGGCUCUGAUAACAGUUACUUGUGAUAUAGAUAGAGGGAUACAGACUAAUAGCAUUUAAAGAAAAUACUACAGGAUGUGCCAACCAGGAUAUGGAACAAAAGUUUAUUGAGCCUCUUUAUUACACAAGUCAAAGGACAUUGUGUGCUCCCUGGUGAUAAAACUCAUGCUGGCAAAGAUUGAUGUUAAAGGGCCAUCUGCAGUGCUUAACA
This is a messenger RNA of Nothoprocta perdicaria, 5873 nucleotides long. RefSeq names its product dedicator of cytokinesis 2 (gene DOCK2). Bases 13 to 5526 code for a protein of 1837 amino acids. The record is from RefSeq and is a predicted model, not a curated record. Gene Ontology annotation, cellular component: plasma membrane; cytoplasm. Gene Ontology annotation, molecular function: guanyl-nucleotide exchange factor activity; small GTPase binding. Lineage: Eukaryota; Metazoa; Chordata; Aves; Tinamiformes; Tinamidae. The transcript has 52 exons. Gene Ontology annotation, biological process: small GTPase-mediated signal transduction; cell migration.